Molecule: messenger RNA, 657 nt
Organism: Naumovozyma dairenensis CBS 421
Lineage: Eukaryota; Fungi; Ascomycota; Saccharomycetes; Saccharomycetales; Saccharomycetaceae
Gene: TRS23
Product: TRAPP subunit TRS23
Exons: 1
Coding region: 1-657 (218 amino acids)
Biological process (GO): endoplasmic reticulum to Golgi vesicle-mediated transport
Cellular component (GO): TRAPP complex
Source: RefSeq, a predicted model, not a curated record
AUGGCCAUACAGUCUUUACUAAUUGUCAACAAAUCAGGAGGUUUAAUUUAUCACAGGAAUUUCACAGGAACAGGCAGUCAUGAACAACAAAAACAGCCAUUGAAUAGCAAUGAUUAUUUAAUUCUAGCUAGUACAUUGCAUGGUGUCUUUGCUAUAGCUAGUCAGCUAACCCCAAAGGCAUUGCAACUUUCACAGACACAGAUCGACUAUACGAUACCUUAUAUUCCUAAUCUCGGCACUUCAAGUGGGGCCGCAAAUGCAACAUCAUCCGGUGGUAGAGGAUCGAAUAUUGGUAAAUUAGGAAGUUUUAAAGGCGAUGAUUUCUUCAAAGAUUCAUUUACUAGUUGGAAUAAGAGCGGGUUAAGACAAUUAUGUACAGAUCAAUUUACUAUGUUUAUCUAUCAAACCAUGUCAGGCUUGAAAUUUAUUGCCAUCAGUUCCACAGUAAUGCCCCAGAGACAAGAUUUAAAUCCUGAUCGUAAUAAGAACAUCAAUCCAAAUAAUUUGGCCAUUCAAGUUGCUGACAACUUUUUAAGGAAAGUUUAUUGUUUAUACAGUGAUUAUGUUAUGAAGGAUCCAUUUUAUUCUAUGGAGAUGCCCAUUAAAUCUGAUUUAUUUGAGAAAAAAGUAAACGCAAUGAUAGAUAACAUAAGUUGA